AUGUCCGUCAACGUGUCCUUCGGGGUGGAGGGCAUGCUUGUGUGCCUCAAGUUAGAUGGUAUUCUCCACGUAAACAACUUUUUUUUCGCCACCACCCUUUUGGUUGUCCUCCCUCUGUCUCUGCGCGUCCUCCAUCUGGGUCUCCAGCGCGCCAUCUUCACAGCGACCACCUUGAGUUACUCUGACUGCUUUGUGCUCAACCUGGCUGCCAUGGAGCUGAUCGGAGUGGCUGCGUAUGCUCUCGGCAUCUACGGGAUCAACACAAGCGCUUACCAGCUGACCCGUGCGGGAUUCAUAAUCCAGUUCUUUCCCUGGUACGGACAGAUAGUCGUUUCUGUGCUCACCUGUGUCGAUCGCUACCUGGCGGUUGUCCAUCCUGUCGCUUACCUGCGUUUCAAGCGGCAGCAGAGUGUUCGGUAUGUCACCAUAGCCUUCCCGUGGCUCUGGUGUUCUCUGGGGAUGUAUUUGUCACUGCUGGCCUUCACAAAACCUCUGUUGGCCGCCUGUAUAGGCUUCAGUCAGGUGAUCUUCUUCCUCGGGGUCAUAAGCUUCUGCAGCCUCUCAGCUGUCAACGCGCUUAAGCGACCGCGACCUGGCCAGGCGGUUAGAACCGUGGUGGACAAAACCAAGCGAACAGCCGUCCGCAUCAUCCUUAUCAUUACAGGAGUUCUUGUCUUCAAGUAUACAGGAUAUGUUCUCUUCAGUGGCAGCAGCAUGGUAGUGCACAGCAGCGCUGUCUGCAGAAUUUUUGUGGUGGUCAAAGCAUUUGACUUUCCCAGCAGCUGCUUGCUCCCGCUCCUCUUCUUGCACAAGGCAGGGAAAUUGAAUGCUUGCAAACACCUUCGAAGGCUUUGCAAACUUUGA
Molecule: messenger RNA, 864 nt
Organism: Nerophis lumbriciformis (worm pipefish)
Lineage: Eukaryota; Metazoa; Chordata; Actinopteri; Syngnathiformes; Syngnathidae
Source: RefSeq, a predicted model, not a curated record